AUGUUGAGCCGCUGUUUGCAGUUGGCUAGCUAUGAGACGGCCACUUUGGAUAUCGAACACUGGGAUCCCUUCAUGGAAAGACGUUUGACAAAACGCUUAAGAAGGCCAAGUUGCAAUGGCAACCCGUUGGAUCUCUUGUCACCAGCGGGGAUGGCGACCUUUCUUGCUAUGCAGCUGAUUGCCGCCAAAGGAGGAGUGUGGGUAUUGGAACAGCCCAGUUCCAGCCUAGCAUUUCGAAUGUGGUGCCAUGUGAGCCCCAUCAAAGGCUUCAAUGACCUGUGGGAAGAUGCCAACAUGGAGGAGGCAGCCAGGAGACGAUUGGAAGAGCUGAAGAAGGCCAAGCAAGGAGACUUGCUCACCAAUGCCUGCUUUGCCUGCACCUACAUUAGCCCCUUCAAACGGAGAGAAGGUAGCUGCGGCCAAGCUGCAGAAUGCAAUGGAUGCUGCAUUGCGCCGCAUCUGCUGCCCGAAGCCUGGGUCAGGGAAGAGUUCAAGAAAAACAUCGAGCACAUGCAGAAGAAGCGGGACAAGUAUCAGCCGAAGAUCAAGGAGUACUGGGUUGAUGUGUCUACUACUGGUAGCUAUGAGAAUGAGAACGAGGAAUCGUUUACUGAGCGAACUAUGGGGGAAGGGGUUGCUGACUCCUUUGAGCUGGGGUUGGCACCGGCUGAGUCGACCGCUCAUGAUCCAGGCGAUGCACCUGAAGAGGUGACGGACUUGGAGCAGGUGGAUGACGAUGGGGAUGAGACUGCAUCUUCCAAGUCAAAGGUCCGGGCCAUUGAAAAUGUGAGCACCGUGAUGGCCAACAUGCUCAGAGUGCAGUCGAAAAUGGAAACGGCCAGAGACAAGUUGGCGGCUCUGGGUACCAAUGAAUGCGUAGAGAGCCAAAAGAAAGUCGAAGGAUUCCGUUCCAAUCUGAUGAAGCUUCAUGAUGAUUUGGCCGACCUCAAGUCCUACUUUGAUGGCCAGAAAGAUCGCUUCGAUGAGAAGAAGGUUCAGUGCCUCCACAAUCUUGUGCAGAAGAUCGAGACUGAGCCAACUCCUGAGCCGAAGGUGGUUGUUGAGCAGACCCUUCUGAAACCGAAAGCUCGGCAGGGAGAUGGUCCCGGAUCUGCAUCCCCCGAUGCCGCGCCGAAAGCAUCGGCACAGCCCAAAACCCGAAAGCGUAAGACCGAUCGAUGUGCAGUUGAGACGCUCCAGUGUGCGUGUCCUCCAAGCUCAAAGAGGAGAAGCAAACCACAUGGUCCUGCUGGGAAAGCUUUGGCCGCUGCGGUGGCUGGUGGUGUUUCGGAAACCGAAGCCUGCUCUAUUGCAAGGGCUUUUUGGGAAGAGUUUUCACCACAUCUACGAAACCCUGCCAAGAUUGCUAGUGCAGACCUGGUUCAAAUGGCUGCCAGGCUUUCCAAAACAGGGCACCAAAACAGGUUUGCCAACAGCUUGUCGGACUAUGGCCUAUCAGCCCAGAUACCUUUGACCUAUGUGGAUGUUGGUUUGACGGAAACCCAUCCUACUCUGGCGAUCCAGGAUACCGUUUCCUAUUACGAUAUGUCGGCCAAAUUGGACAUCUUGUUGCAAGGGAAUGGCGAGGCCCAAUUUCAAAAUUUUUGGUCAAAGUGGAGGCUAUUGCAUCCACGCCACCCAAUCUUUGAAACCCAUCGGGGCCGUGAAGGACAAUGUAUUCCUAUAGCUGUUCAUUGUGACGAGGGGUGCACGCUGAAAAAAAAAUCAAUCAUGAUAAUCCAAUACCACUCUCUUAUGGGAAGAGGCACCAGAAAGAGGAAAAGCUCUGCAGAAGAACUUGGCAUUAACAUGACUGGAAACUCAUACACUACGAGAGUGCUAUGGAGUGUGAUGCUGGGUCGCGCCUAUGGUGGUAAAAGGAAGAACCGUCCAUUGCUGAAAUUGAUAUCCCAUUUAUCCACUGAGUUGUCGAAAGCAUUUUAUGACGGCAUUCGUUUGCAACACCAUGAGAUGGGAACCGUUUAUCUCAUCCCGCUCUGUAUGAAGGGGGACUGGCCAGCUCUAAACAAGGUGGGCGGUCUAACCCGCCAUUUUGGCCGCUUGGUGACAUCAGGGGCAAAUGGGAAGGGAAUCUGCCAUAUGUGCAAUGCAGAUCGACCUGGUUUCGAAAAUUGGCAUGACCUAUCGUACGAAAACAUGAUCAAAAUGCAUGAGGAUCCACCCUUGCCAUGGAGGGUUGAGCCUUCAUUGGUCUGCUGCUACGAUCAUGAAUUUUUCGGUGGCCUGUCUUUCGAAGACUUCUGUUCGACAUGUUUUUCGGAGCUGAAGCAGUUUUGCACUACACAGUCGAAGACAUUACAUAUGACACAGUUGUCCCGAGCACUACUGGGAUUUGGCAGGUCCAGUGACUACCCAACAGCGGGAUGGUUCAAGGGCGCGGACACUGUGGUCAUAUUGGAAUUUCUAGAGUCACGCAUUGGAGAAGAGUUGAACAUGAUGAGCGAAUCAUCCAAGCCAGUUUUCCUUGAGAUUCAUGCUACAAUCAGUGCAGCCAAUGCUUUUAUGAAGUGCCUCUACAGAGCUGGGCUUUGGCUUUCCCACGGGGAAAGAGACUUUCUCUUGAAGGCUGGAAGCAGGUGUGUCAAUUUUUUUAGCAAGUGUGCCCUGAGGGCAUACAAUGCCAAUUGCACGCGAUGGAAAUUCAUGCCUAAAUUUCACCUUUUUGGUGAGUGGCUCUUCACUUGGGAGAUGCAAAAACGCCUUGGGUUACCAAGCCCAAAUAUCUUGAUGUUUUCCUGUCAAAUGGACGAGGACUACGUAGGGAAAAUCAGUGCCAUUUCCAGAACGGUUUCAUUGAGGACCGUCCAUACACGGACCCUGUCCCGCUACCUGAUUGCCUUGGUGGCGAAUUGGGAGUGA
This is a messenger RNA of Cladocopium goreaui, 2880 nucleotides long. The record is from the annotation of a GenBank genome assembly. Lineage: Eukaryota; Dinophyceae; Suessiales; Symbiodiniaceae.